CUUAUUGUGGCGCAAAAAUAUUUUCGAUUUGCCGUUCUCGGUGACGAGUCUUUCAUGGACUUCGCAGCCGGAUGAGUCAAUUCAACGUGGAAGGAGUCCAAGACAUCUCUGGUGGGUGAUCUGCAAGUGACCCUUCUCGACUUCCAUGGAACACACUUUGGCUCAGCCGGUUUGUUUGUUAUACUUACCUUGUUUGAUCAAAUCUCCCUUUCUGCCAGAAGGAAGAUGGUGAUACUAAUAUUCUUCUUUGUCUUUGAGCCAAACACAAUAGAAACCGGAGCUUAAAGCUGCAUAGGAGAAGCUCUUACAAAUUCUAAGAAAUGGAAGCUGAACUAUACACAGCCAGCUAACUGUCGUUGCUCACAAUUAUUUAUGAUGUGAUAUUUGCACAUUUAUUAUUUGCGCGCUGCGUUUUGUCAAUGAAGGGCUUGCGCAUUUUCGUCAAUGAUGAGCCUCAGUCAGCUCACACGCUCGAAUUACUUCGUGCAAGUUAUGCAUGCUUCAUGUACAAGAUGGGCUCCAAAACUGGGAAGCCUGUUUGUCGAAAAUGCGCACGUAUGCAUACCCGUCCUGAACAUGGACUCGAUGUUGCUCUUGCCCACGAGUUGCAAAAAUUGUUUGCAUGGAUUCCUCCCCUCACAGCAGACUCUGGUGAUAUACCGGACAUUCUGGACAGCGGCAUCAUCGACUUGAGUGAGCUAGAGAGGGUUGACAAAUGCAUCAUGCCAGCUGGCUUUGUUGAAGAGAUUGAGGUACUCAAUUAAGGCUCAGAGAGUGUAGCACUUGAUUGUAGUCGUCGAAGCUAUUUUUGCCGUAGUAGAAACAUAGUGGAAAAGAGCCAAAAGCGUUCACAAUACUUUUUGCCGGCUUCUGCCAUUCUGCCAAUUGCCAG
Suillus subaureus is the source of this 892-nucleotide messenger RNA. RefSeq lists its product as uncharacterized. Lineage: Eukaryota; Fungi; Basidiomycota; Agaricomycetes; Boletales; Suillaceae. The coding region runs from base 420 to 764 and encodes 114 amino acids. The record is from RefSeq and is a predicted model, not a curated record. The transcript is spliced from 4 exons.